This is a messenger RNA of Lonchura striata (white-rumped munia), 3152 nucleotides long. The record is from RefSeq and is a predicted model, not a curated record. Lineage: Eukaryota; Metazoa; Chordata; Aves; Passeriformes; Estrildidae.
CGGGCCCCAGGGCAGCCGCAGGUUGAAACAGGCAAGUGGCAGGGAGAAUAUCAGACCAAAACAGGCUUGUUGGGUGGGCAGGAUAGUGAGGCUGCUGGAGAGAAAAGAAACAGCAAAUAGCUCAGAAGAGUGUGGAGGAGAUAGAGAAUCACAUACUCCUCUUCAAAAAGAUUUCAGUGGAGCUCCAAGAGACAGAAAGGCAGCAAACAGCCAAGCUGGAGAGAAGAGAUUGUCUCCAAACUCAGCAGAGUGCAUGGGCACAGGAGACUGAUAGCAGCCAAGUAAACAGAGUUCACAACCGUGGUAGCCGCAGGAGCAAAGACUGCUCAGUGACAAGCAUGAGCACUGUUCCACAGACCUGUGACCAGGAGCUGAGAACAGGUGCAAAGAAAGAACGAUGCCUUCAGGGGAAAAGCCUACUUCUAUGUGCACUUCUUCUCAGUAUUCUCCUUGGUUUUACAUUGCUUAUCACCUACCUCAUGAUGACUUGUGCUCUAGGAUCCUGUGAUGCUGAGUCAGAUCCUGCUCUGUUGGCAAGACUUCUGAAUUCUAGGAAUGACACUGUAAACCCCUGUGAGAACUUCUACGAAUAUGCCUGUGGCAGAUGGGAAGGCAAACAGUCAAGCAGAACCAGAGAAGAAUCACUAAAUGUAUUUGAUGUGUUGUUGGAAGAAAACCUGUUGAUCCUGAAAAGGCUUUUAGAAAGUCCACAGUUUGGGAUAAGAGGUUCAGCCAAGGAGAAAGCAAUACGAUUUUAUCGUUCCUGCAUGGAUACUGAACAAAUAGAAUCCCAAGGAGCUCAGCCAUUGAAGGACCUCCUAAAUCAGGUUGGUGGAUGGCAUAACACAGGUGUAGGGGAAACAAAAGAUUUUAAUGAAACUCUUCAGAUUCUCAUGAGCAGAUACAGCACCUUUCCGUUUUUUAGAGUCCAUGUGGGACCUACUCCUUUUGACCCCAAGACCAAUAUUAUUCAGAUUGACCAUCCUGAGUUUGAUAUUCCGCUUGAGAGUGAAUUCAAAGAGAAAAAUUAUCUUGAGGUUCUCCGUGUGUAUCUUUCGUAUUUGAAGAAAUUGGGAGUCCUACUUGGAAGGACAGAGGAUGGUCCCCCUGACUCCUUUUCCUUGACCUUGUCCUUCAUCUCUAACCUCCAGCGAUUUGUCACUCCACUGCAGAAAAGACAGCAGAGGGGGAUGCUGUUCUUUCACACUACCAUUAGGGAGCUACAGGAAAAGGCACCUGCUAUUGACUGGCUGGCUUGUCUCAAGGCUGUCUUCCAUCCUGUGCCAAUGAACCUCUCUCAGCCAAUUGCAGUGCAUGACAUGGAUUACUUAAGCAACAUGUCACAGCUCAUUGAGAAAUGGCACAAGGGAAGGGUCCUUCACAUUUAUAUGAUUGUUUGUCUGGUUGGGAAUCUCUCCCCAGCCCUUGACAGUCAAUUCCAAGAUGCACGCCUGGAGCUGUAUAAGAUCCUUUAUGGAAGAAUGGGAUCUAGAAUGAUCCCAGCUGAACGCUGGAGGAAGUGCUUGACUGAUACCAGCUCUUUCUUUGAGCCAGUUCUAGGGAAGAUGAUUGUGCAAGAAAUUUUCCCUGAGCAGACCAAGAAAUUUGCUGAGCAGAUGUUCUCUGUAAUCCAAGAUGCCCUCUGUGACCGCCUGGAUCAGGUGGAGUGGAUGGAUGAACAGACUCGGCGAAAUGCUAAAGCCUUGGUAUCCAGACUACAAGUGGAGAUUGGUUAUCCAGCUCACAUGCUCCAGACUGACAAAGUGAACCUGGAAUACCAGAAUGUGAGCUAUAUAAAUCACCUUCCCUGUCUCUUCCCUCAGCUGGAGAUAAAUGAAGACACUUUUUUCCUCAAUGUGGUGGCUUGCUUGAAAGUACAGAGGGAAAAUUCCUACCUGAAGCUCCUUCAGCAUAACCCACAGAAAAGCUGGCAUGUGCACCCCUGGAGUGUGCAUUCUUACUAUUCAAUAAGGCACCACAUGGUGGUCUUUCCAGCUGGAAUGUUCCGCAGUCCUUUUUUCCACAUGGAGUUUCCCAGUGCUGUGAAUUUUGGAGCCAUUGGAGUCUUCAUGGCACAUGAAAUUCUUCACGCAUUCUAUGGUUAUGUGUUGCCUGAGGGCUGUCCUGCAUGCAACAGGAAUGCACUACAAAGCUCUAUAGACUGCUUGGUUGAGCAGUAUGAAAGCUACAGCUUUAAUGUCAAUGGUACCUUCACACUGUUGGAGAAUACAGCUGACACUGGAGGGCUCGCCGUCGCUUACCAGGCCUAUAAGAAUUGGCUGAAAAAGCACAAAGAAGAGGAUUUACCUAAGAUUGGACUUUCACACGAUCAACUUUUCUACCUCAGUUUUGCUCAUGCAAUGUGUGGACACCAGGAUCCAGAGAAGCUCCAGUCUUCCCUGAACACAGAUCCACAUAGUCCCUUGCCACUUCGUGUCUCUGGGCCUGUCAGCAAUAGCCAGGACUUUUCCAAAAGCUUCCAAUGUCCCAGUGGAUCCCCAAUGAACCCAGAAAACAAAUGCCGCAUCUGGUAAUGGGCAUGGAAGAGCAGGAAGAGAGAUGUGAUCCCAGGGAGAGGAAGGCCUGACACGUGAAAAUAUGACCAUCUUCUCAGAGCCUCUAGGGUGACAUGGUGCUCUGAGCCACUCCUUUGCCUUCCUUUUCUUGUUAUCCUUUGCUCAGCAUUUGAUGGCAGGGAAAUUCUUAAACUGAUCUCAUGAGGAGGGGAUCUCCUCCAAGGCUCUCAGUGCUCUGUCCCAGAUGUGUGAAAAGUCCCAGGGCAGCAAGGUGACUGGCCAGUUUCUGGUAGGCAACACUUGUGAGGAAUUGUGAACAGAAAGACUGUUACAUUAUUAGUCCUUCUAUUCACUGCAUUUACCUGUCUGCUCCAGCAGCCUCACAGUCCUGUAGAAAGGGCAAGUCCAUCAACUGGAGCUGGAAGACUUGUUAAUAUCUCACAAGAGCUCUUGAGGAAAUCCUGUGGGUCACUGUGCAAACCACAUAUAACUCACAAGAGAGGGAAGAAUCCUCUUCUCUUCUUUUGCUAAUAAAUAGAGACAGGUGCUAGGAAAGACUCAGUGGUUACAACUUGUAGGCUGAAAGGUAAGUGACUUAAUAAUGAAGUUUACUGGAGGCCUUCUCUGCUCUGUUUU